AUGACGCACAAGCACUACAGCCAGCGCUCUCUGGUUGUUCUUUCUUUACUGGGGAUCUUAUCGGCCAUCAUGUCCGUUUUAUCGGUCAUUUUGAUUUUCCAGCUGCAGUCCCAGCAGGCAGCAGUGAAGGAGUCUCCCCCGGCCGCCUUCUCAUCGCUCAUACCCGCUGCUAUCUGGGCAGUGCUGCUGCCGGUCUCCACGGUGCUCUCCGCUCUGGCUCUCACUCUGCAUUUAAGCUCUGUGGUGGUGUGUCUCCUGCACAGCUACUUCUCCACAGAGGUGUGCAGAGGAGAGCUGGAUGCUGAAAGAGCUGACUGGUUCCUUUUGGACAGCAGAGGUGUGCGACAUGUGGCCAUCGGACUCUUCUGUCUGGGGGUUUCUCUCUACUUGGCAGCCAUGUCCAUCUUUAUGCUGAUAAUAUUUGAGGUGGAGACUGGUAUUGCCAGUGCUUGUGUCCUCUCCUCUGGGAUCUUAAUCCUGCUGGUGGUUGUAAUCCACGCUCUGGUCAAAGCCUCCCAUACUGGCAAGCACAACCACCUUGACACCCUGUAUCAGAAUGACCACGGAAACACCAACGCGCCUCUCUCUCGGCCCUGCGAGCUCAAAGUCGGUGUGGACAAGCCGCGAAUUCACCGCAGUCAGUCUCACCUCCAGCAUCAGAUCUCCUACACUCAAUAUGGCAACCCCAGACAGCGAGAGCAACACCAGCACCAGCAGUACUCCCCAUCCGGAGGCUCACAAGGUCACGCUAGUGAUAAAGACGGCUACAGCAGCGGGGGCAGCUGCCCUCGAAUGCACAGGACCCUGUCUACUGAAUCUGGUUUAUUGCAGGCCCAGGCUAAACCCUGGAAUGGGGUCAACAAUGAGAUGAGGAGUGUCCUUGCACGUAAGUCAGGGAUUUCGGCAAAAGACUCUACUCUUGUGUGACAUAAAGGAAGUUGAGCUCCUGGUUAAAGACGAUGAUGACAUUUAAGUACGUCACUAAGAAGACUGCUAACAAAUGUCAACUAAACACAGACGUAGAAGUGUCACCUUGUACCUUUUUACUCUCAACAUGUUUGUCCUGACUGAUUGCAGACAACAUGGGAAUGAGAGAAAAACAGACUUAAAUUUUCAUAUUUAUCAGCUGAUUCGUCCCCUUCAGAUUAUAAAGUGUUUUUAACUUGAUGGAGAACAUAGUGAUAGUUUAUAGUGUUUUGUAUGGAUGAACUUGAUUUAAAUCUCAUUUUACACACCAAUGUUGCCCAAAUAUCAACUUGGCAAAUGUAUGGCUUUCAUUGUAAUAAUGUAAAUACUUUAUUUCACUGGAUUUGGCAGUUAUUUUGCCAAAUAUUUGAGCACACAGUGCAGGUAUGUUUUGUUUUAUGUUCCAAAUGAUUUCUGUCAAUAAAUGUAUUAGUUCUUGAAAAUAUUCAUCAGCUUAAAAGUAAGAUGAUUUUGGACAUAUAUAUAGGGCAUUAAAAUAAUGUUCACAAAAGCCUGUCAUGUGAAGGUAAUUUUUACUCAGUUUUGACAAAAGCUCUUAACCUAGGCCUGAAUGCGAAGGAA
This is a messenger RNA of Scomber scombrus (Atlantic mackerel), 1548 nucleotides long. RefSeq names its product transmembrane protein 221 (gene tmem221). The transcript has 3 exons. Lineage: Eukaryota; Metazoa; Chordata; Actinopteri; Scombriformes; Scombridae. The coding region runs from base 1 to 927 and encodes 308 amino acids. The record is from RefSeq and is a predicted model, not a curated record.